CUCUAAACUUAGCGCUGUGGCUCCUGACAUUGCACACCCUAACACGCGUUUAGAUUGGAAAUUGGAAUGUUGGAUGCGGUGCACGUGUAUAUAUCGGGAAAUAAAUAAAAAUUUCUGGGAUAUAAUAAAUAUUUAUUUGAUAGCUUAUAAUUUUCAACAACACAAUCAUGCUUAAAAGAAAAAGAAAUCAAGAAGAUGAUUCUUCUGGUGGCGAAAUGGAUGAUAUAAAUAUGGAUGAAAUGUUGGACUCUGAAGAGGAAUUUUCAGAGAAUGAAAGAAAUUUAUUAGAGAAAGUUCGCCAAAAAAGAAAACCUGAAAAUUAUGACAGUGAGGAUGAAGUUAUGGGAUUUAAUAAUGAAGAAUACGAUGAAGAUGAAGAUGAAGAAGAAAAAGAUUCCAUGGAAUCUGAUAUAGAAGGUUUAGGAGAUGACUAUGAUUUACCUAAUGAAAAAGCUUGGGGUAAAAAGAAGAAAGAUUUUUAUUCAACUGAUUAUGUUGAUGCUGACUAUGCAUCUACAAGUCAAAAAGAAAUUGCUGAUGCUGAAUUAGAAGAACAAGAAGCUAGAAAUUUGCAAAAAAGAUUAGUAGAACAACUUGAUGAAGCAGAUUUUGGUCUUGAGUUAGUUGUGUCAAAGGAAGAUGCUUCUGAAUGUAAUCAAGAUGGAGAACACAUAAAAACUGACUUGAGUAAAUUAAGUAAAAGACAAAAACACGAACUUUUUGAAAAAGAGAGUCCUGAGUUUUUGCCUUUGAUUACAGAUUUUCAAGAUCGCUUAACUGAAGCAAGAACUGUACUAGGUCCGUAUUUAGAUCUUGUAGAAAGAGCAAAUUGUAAAGAUUGUGCAGCUACUAAUUUUGUAAAAGCAAAGUAUGAUUUAUUGUUACAUUACUGUACAAAUAUCUCAUUUUAUCUAAUGCUGAAAGCUAAAAAAGAACCUGUGGCAUCUCAUCCUGUCAUUAAGCGAUUAGCGCAAUAUAGGCAAUUGUUAGCUCAACUCGAAGAAUGCCAAGGAGAUAUUUUAGAUGAAAUAAAAGAAUUAUUAGAAGCUAAUGAAAAUGGCGAAACUUUGUACAAUUCUGGAGAUUUUAGUGAAGUAAAUAUUGAAAAGAAGAAAGUGGAAACUGUCAAGCAUUCUGCGAACAAACAUAAAAAGCUUGAACAUAUUGAAAAGGCGGAUAAGAAUAGGGUUGUAUAUGAAGGAGAUUCUAGUAUGGAUGAGGACGAAAAAUAUGACCAAGAAAUUUCAGGAGACUCGGAUGAAGGAAAUAACGAGGAAAAUGAAGAUCAGGAAGAUACUGAGGAGAAAAGAGCAAUCACUUAUCAAAUUGCCAAGAAUAGAGGUCUUACUCCCCAUAGGAAAAAAGAACAACGUAAUCCAAGAGUUAAACACAGAAAUAAGUAUCGCAAAGCUAAAAUACGCAGAAGAGGAGCUGUCCGAGAAGUUAGAAAGGAAACCACUAGAUAUGGAGGUGAAAUAUCUGGUAUUAAGGCUACUGUUAAAAAGAGUAUCAAACUCAAGUAGAAUUAUUUUAUUAUCUUUUUACAAUAGAGAUGUAAAAGUGUUGAUAUUUUCAAUGCCUAAUUAUUAUAAUAGAAAUAAAAUAAAACUAGGUACAAUGAAUAAAUUUUUUAUUGAGUGGAAUAAGUAUGAAACAAUGACGCCUAAAUACUAGCAGACUUUAAAAAAACGUAAUUCAAGUAACAAGUGUCUGUAAGACAACAUGGGCUAUCAAGUCCAUUAAUGCGCUGACAUGUGACUCCAAGAUUUCUGUCAUCGAUAUAACAUUUGCUUCAUGACAUUAAUCACGAAAAUUAACCUAUUGUAAACUAAAGUUCCUUAUGCCUCCAACUUGGCUAGAAUAUCAGAUUCACGGAACAAGUGGAAUUCUUUGUUCUCUUCAAGCUCUACUUUAGUUCCGCCAUACUCGGGCAGCAAAACAACAUCUCCAACCUUGAUGCUUGGUGGAAUGUGUUCUCCUUUCUGAAAAUUAAAGAAAAAGAUAAUCAUUUAAUUUUAUCCAAUGUUUUAAAUUAUGAUAUGAUGAACUUGAAUGCAGAUGUACGUACGUCGUUCCUUGAUCCAGGUCCAAUCGCCACGACAGUUCCUCUGAGAACUUUGCCUUGUGCUUUCUCGGGG
This is a messenger RNA of Nasonia vitripennis (jewel wasp), 2138 nucleotides long. It is a transcript of the gene Sas10, whose product is annotated as something about silencing protein 10. The record is from RefSeq and is a predicted model, not a curated record. NCBI's taxonomy places the organism in Eukaryota, Metazoa, Arthropoda, Insecta, Hymenoptera, Pteromalidae. The transcript is spliced from 4 exons. The coding region runs from base 168 to 1523 and encodes 451 amino acids. Gene Ontology annotation, cellular component: small-subunit processome; nucleolus. Gene Ontology annotation, biological process: maturation of SSU-rRNA from tricistronic rRNA transcript (SSU-rRNA, 5.8S rRNA, LSU-rRNA).